Molecule: messenger RNA, 945 nt
Organism: Trypanosoma grayi
Lineage: Eukaryota; Euglenozoa; Kinetoplastea; Trypanosomatida; Trypanosomatidae
Product: methyltransferase like 6
Exons: 1
Coding region: 1-945 (314 amino acids)
Source: RefSeq, a predicted model, not a curated record
AUGAGCGAUGGUGAUGGCGACAGGAUGACGCGCAAGCGUCCAAGAGAUCCGCCCUUUGUUGAGGACUACCGCCCGUACACGGGGCGUCAGCUGGCGCGUGUGCUGGAGGGCAGGGCCACGCAUAAGCACCACUGGGACCUAUACUACCGCAACAACACCGUCAAUGGGUAUCGCGACCGUCACUACAUCAUUCGCGAGUUCCACGAGCUCCGCGAAGCGCUCGACGGGCUCAAGCAGGCGGUCGCUGCGCCGCUGCAUGACGUCGUGUGGAUGGAAGCGGGCUGUGGCGUUGGCAAUGCCCUUCUCCCAAUUCUUGAGGACUACGACGACACGGUGGGCUGGCGCAUUGUCGGCUUCGACAUCUCCUCCGUCGCUAUCGCGCUGCUGCAGGAGAAACGGGCGGCCCUUCCCGCCCAGCAGCAGCGGAAACUCUCCGUGCAGGUGCUGGAUCCGGUGGAGGAAGACAUCCCUAUCGCCGGUGCGUCGUCUGUGUGCCGCCGCCCGUUGGCGAAGGAGCCGGUGGACUUCGUCUCGAUGAUCUUUGUGCUAUGCUCUAUACCGGUGGAGCACCACCUGCUGGUGCUGCGCCGCGUGGCGGCAUGCAUGAAGGAGGGCGGCAUCUUUUUUUUCCGUGACUAUUGUGUGACCGACCAUGCGGAGCGGCGCUUCAGCAGUAAUCGUCUGGUGGAGGAGAACACAUUUGCCCGCACCAACGGGACGCUGAGUCACUUCUUCACUGCAACAGAGGUGCGGCGGCUCUUUGAAGCUGCAGAGCUCGACGUCGUGGAGCUAUCGGUGGUCGAGCGCGAGGUGCUCAACAGGAAGGAAGGCGUGAAUCUGCAGCGGCGGUUUCUUCAGGGGCGAUUUCGUAAGGCAAAGAGGCGGGGUGAGGACAAAGACGAUGUGGUCGCAGAUGCCUCCGCCAUGAUUCGAGUAAAUACGUGA